Molecule: messenger RNA, 633 nt
Organism: Phytophthora nicotianae INRA-310
Lineage: Eukaryota; Oomycota; Peronosporomycetes; Peronosporales; Peronosporaceae
Exons: 3
Coding region: 1-633 (210 amino acids)
Source: RefSeq, a predicted model, not a curated record
AUGAUGAGUCCCUGGCGCAAACAAUCACGUUGCAGACGCGCCAAAUGCGGAGAUGGUUCAAAGCUUUUCCCCGAGGUACUCCUCGUGGAUGCGACGCACAACACAAACGACUCGAGGUACAAGCUCUUCUCGUUUAUGGUACAUGACGUAUACGGACAUUGCUUGGCGGAUGCCAUCGAGGCGUUCAAGCUCUCGAAUCCGUCUUGGGAGCAGAUACGCGUGAUUGUAAUCGACAGAGAUAUGGGCGAGCUGAGUCUGUUGGAGACGCAUUUUCCGCAUGUCAAAGUUAUCCUCCGCCACUUCCAUCUUAAGAAGUACAUUCGCUCUGAAAUGAAAAAGAGCAAGUACGGUGGACCGAGCAGCUUCGACAUGGACCAAGUUGAAGACGCUGUGGACAUGUUGAGAAUGGCUCCAACGAUCGAAGAUUACACAAAGUACCUUAAGUAUCUGUAUUUCCUAUUGGACACCACACAUUUAGAUUCAAACGACAAGAUUCCAGAGCUUAAGCAUCCAUUCCUCCAGUACUUCAUGAAAAAUUGGGACCAGCAGAAGGAGCGUUGGGCUCUAUAUGCUCGUUCAGACGUGCCACACUUGGGCAAUCAUACUAACAGUUGCUUCCAGGGACCAAAUUAA